UAUCAGGUCUGACCACCAGAUGGGGCUGAUCGCCCCUCCCCUGUCCACCGCUGGGGGGCGCUGCCUCCCCGGUCCUCCUCGGGGGUCUGAUGGCAGGAUGGCGGAGGCAGGGGGACUGGAGUCUAUCGCGUCCCGGUGCCUAGACGAGUCGUCGGACAGCGAGCCGGAGCAGGAGCCUGGAUCUCCGCAGAAACUCAUCCGAAAAGUGUCCACUUCCGGCCAGAUCCGCAGCAAGACGGUGCUGAAGGAAGGAAACCUGCUGAAACAGACCAACUCGUUCCAGCGCUGGAAGAGACGCUACUUCAAACUGAGAGGGAGGACGCUGUACUACGCCCAGACUGACAAGUCCAUCAUCUUUGACGAGGUGGACCUAUCAGACGCCAGCGUGGCCGAGUCCAGCACCAAGAACGUCAACAACAGCUUCACCGUCAUCACCCCCUGCAGACGUCUCAUCCUGUGUGCUGACAACAGGAAGGAGAUGGAGGAGUGGAUGGCUGCUCUACGCUGCAUCCAGAACAGACACAACUAUGAGUCCACCCAGUACAGCAUGGACCACUUCAGUGGGACACACAACUGGUACGCCUGUUCUCACGCCAGACCGACCUACUGCAACGUCUGCAGGGAGGCACUUUCUGGGGUCACGUCCCACGGCCUGUCCUGUGAAGUGUGUAAGUUUAAGGCUCAUAAGCGCUGUGCAGUACGAGCCACCAACAACUGUAAAUGGACGACGCUGGCUUCUAUCGGGAAGGACAUCAUCGAGGACGAGGACGGGGUGUCCAUGCCCCACCAGUGGCUGGAGGGGAACCUGCCUGUUUCUGCUAAGUGUAACGUCUGUGAUAAAACGUGUGGCAGCGUCCUCCGCCUGCAGGACUGGAGGUGCCUCUGGUGUAAAGCCAUGGUGCACUCAGGCUGUAAGGAGCAGCUGUCCUCUAAAUGUCCUCUGGGUCAGUGUAAGGUCUCAGUCAUCCCUCCUACAGCUCUCAACAGCAUAGACUCUGAUGGGUUCUGGAAGGCCUCCUGUCCCCCCUCCUGUACCAGUCCUCUGCUGGUCUUCGUGAACUCUAAGAGCGGAGACAAUCAGGGAGUCAAGUUCCUCCGCCGCUUCAAACAGCUGCUGAACCCAGCUCAGGUGUUCGACCUGAUGAACGGAGGGCCACACCUGGGGCUGCGUCUGUUCCAGAAGUUUGAUACGUUCAGGAUCCUGGUGUGUGGAGGAGACGGCAGCGUCGGCUGGGUUCUUUCUGACAUAGACACUCUCACACUGCACAAACAGUGCCAGCUGGGAGUUCUCCCUCUGGGGACGGGGAACGAUCUGGCCCGGGUUCUGGGCUGGGGGGCGGCCUGCGACGACGACACACAGCUGCCCCAGAUCCUGGAGAAACUGGAGAGAGCCAGCACCAAGAUGUUAGACAGGUGGAGUAUUAUGGUCUAUGAGACAAAGUUUCCACGGCAACGUUCUGCGUCCUCCAUCACCGAGGAUUGCAGCGAGGACUCUGAGGUUCAGGAGAUUCUGACCUAUGAGGACUCGGUUGCUGCUCACCUGUCCAAGAUCCUGACAUCAGACCAGCACUCUGUCGUCAUCUCCUCAGCCAAGGUCCUGUGUGAGACGGUGAAGGACUUUGUGGCCCGUGUGGGUAAAGCGUACGAGAAGAACACGGAGAGUUCAGAGGAGUCAGAGAGCAUGGCCAAGAAGUGCUGUGUGCUGAAGGAGAAGCUGGACUCUCUCCUCCAGACUCUGAACCAGGAGUCUCAGGCCUCCACGCUGCCGGCUCCCCCCCCCACUAUCGCCGAGGAGCAGGAGGAGGCCGAGGGGGUCGCCAUGCCAACCCUUCCUCCUCCUCUCCAUCAUCAUCAUCAUCACCAUCAUCAUCAUCAUCAUCAUCCCCCGCCACGGAGCAACGCUGCUGCCUCCGCAGCCGCCAUCUUCAAACCCAGAGAGCAGCUGAUGCUGAGAGCCAACAGCCUGAAGAAAGCCAUCAGACAGAUCAUCGAACACACAGAGAGAGCGGUAGAUGAGCAGAAUGCUCAGACCCAGCAGCAGCAGCUGUUCUCUCUGAGCGGCGCUGAGGAAGACGAGGGUCUGCCGGAGGAGGAAGAGGAGGAGGACAAGGUCUCUCUGCAGUCAUCCUACAGCGCCAAGCAACGCAGCACACGCAGAGUCAGUAAGACGCCGUGUGAGAAGCUGAUCAGUAAAGGCGGCCUGUCACUGGGCAGCUCUGCGUCACUUCCUCUCCAGACAGGAAGUAGGGAGAACAUGCCCAUGCUGAACACAAAGAUCCUCUAUCCAGCUCUUAGAGGUUUCUCAGCUUCUCUCUCCAGUAGUUCUGUCAUCAGUCGACUAUUGGUCAACGCCGACCCGUUCAGCUGUGACCCCGACAACAUGGACUGCUACACUGAGAAGUGUGUGAUGAACAACUACUUUGGAAUAGGACUGGAUGCUAAAAUCUCUCUGGACUUCAACAACAAGAGAGACGAACACCCAGAAAAGUGCAGGAGUCGGACGAAGAACAUGAUGUGGUACGGAGUCCUGGGAACCAAAGAGCUGCUGCACAGAACCUACAAGAACCUGGAGCAGAAGGUCCUGCUGGAGUGUGAUGGGCGUCCGAUCCCUCUCCCCAGUCUGCAAGGCAUCGCUGUGUUGAACAUCCCGAGUUACGCAGGAGGAACCAACUUCUGGGGAGGAACCAAAGAGGACGAUACGUUCACAGCUCCGUCCUUCGAUGAUAAGAUCCUGGAGGUGGUGGCAGUGUUCGGCAGCAUGCAGAUGGCUGUGUCCCGAGUCAUCAACCUGCAACACCAUCGCAUCGCACAGUGUCGGACCGUGAAGAUCACUAUCCUGGGUGAUGAAGGCGUCCCGGUGCAGGUGGACGGGGAGGCGUGGCUCCAGCCUCCAGGUUACAUCAAGAUCAUCCACAAGAACCGGACCCAGACCCUGACCAGGGACAGGGCGUUCGAGAGCACCCUGAAGUCCUGGGAGGACAAACAGAAGUGUGAGUUUGUCCGGACGCCCCCCCCACAGCCCGCCCCGUCCUCACAGCCGGAGAUCGUCUCCGAGGAAGAGACGGCGCUCGUCAGCGAGUUGGGACAGGCAGCCGGAGCUCUCAUACACAGUAUCCGGGAGGUGGCCCAGUCUCAUCACAGUCUGGAACAGGAACUGGCUCACGCCGUCAACGCCAGCUCCAAGGCCAUGGACGUGGUCUACGCCAAGUCCAACACCUCCGGGGCCCUGAGCUGCAGUCUGGUCCUUCAGAUGGUCAGUAACGUCAAAGCUUUACUCAGUGAGACUGAACUGCUGCUGGCUGGGAAGAUGUCCAUGCAGCUGGAUCUUCCUCAGCAGGAACAGUUGAAUGCAGCUCUGAGUUCGGUGUCUCAGCAGCUCCGACGACUCGCUGACGUUCCCUGGCUCAGUCCCAUCAUCGACGAGGGUCCUCUGACAGAUUUUUCCAAACGCAGUCGGAGCGCAAAGUUUCGUCUCGUCCCGAAGUUCAAAAAAGACAAAAACAACAAAAACAGAGAGACCUGCGCUACUCUGUCUCUGCCAGUUCACCAGUGGGGGACGGAGGAGGUGGGGGCGUGGCUGGACUUCCUGUGUCUCUCUGAGUAUAAAGACAUCUUUAUUGGACACGACGUCCGCGGAGCCGAACUCAUCCACCUGGAGAGGAGGGACCUGAAGGAUCUGGGUGUAACUAAGGUAGGUCACAUGAAGAGGAUCCUUCAGGGAAUCAGAGAGAUCAACAGGAACAGCAGCGCCAGCGAGGCCUGAAGCCGUCAGGUGCAGCGAUGUGAUAACGGACGUUUCCUCUGACCCUGAACACAGCCACACGCUGUGACAUCACAUCUGACGCCCGCUGUGAUUGGACCAAUCACAGUACCCGCUAGUGCCUUGUCAUCUCACCCGGGAGGCGGAGAGGGCGGGGCCUAACAUGGAUCCACUGCCACCAGAGACUUUAAAAACUUUAUUGACAUUUGAUCUUCAGACCCAGACAGAGUUCAGACUCUCUCUCUGUUUGAGGACGUGUUAACAUUCUGACUUUGGUUUCAUUUCUUUAUAAUCUGUAGAUUCUCUUUCUGUCUUUAUCAGCGACCGCAACAACCUCGACAAAAACUGUUUUUUUAUUACCCUUUUCACACUUUUCUGGCGCUUUUUUGAACGGUUUUUAAUGUUUUUUAACCCUUUUCUGCUUUUUUUUAACCCCU
Messenger RNA from Sander lucioperca (pikeperch), 4197 nucleotides. Its product is annotated as diacylglycerol kinase delta. The record is from RefSeq and is a predicted model, not a curated record. The coding region runs from base 20 to 3763 and encodes 1247 amino acids. NCBI's taxonomy places the organism in Eukaryota, Metazoa, Chordata, Actinopteri, Perciformes, Percidae. Gene Ontology annotation, molecular function: ATP-dependent diacylglycerol kinase activity; protein heterodimerization activity; protein homodimerization activity. The transcript is spliced from 31 exons. Gene Ontology annotation, biological process: intracellular signal transduction; diacylglycerol metabolic process; lipid phosphorylation.